UACUCUACGUCUCUACCAAUACCAUACGGUUAUCUGUCUACGGCUCUACCCCUUUAUCUAUCUCUUUGAUCCUUAAAAACAAAACUAACAAAUAGCCCCUUUUCUCAUCUUUGUGGCAGAAACCCUAAACCUCAAGCUUGAGAGUAACAAUGGCGGAAUUUCCACCUGAAAUAAUCACCCUAAUUCUCUCAAAAUUGCCUGCCAAAUCACUUGUCCGCUUCAAAUCCGUCUGCAAACCCUGGAAUUCCUUAAUCAAAAGCUCUAAUUUCGUCAAAAUUCACCUCAAUCGAACCCUAACUUCCGACUGUAAUCGGCAUCUCCUCGUUUCAGUAGGACACUUGUCUCUUCACUCUUCCAAGAUCGAUCAUAACCAACUAUCUUUCUCGGAAAUCCACGACCCUAUCAAACCCCGUCAACUUUUCAAUUUGGUCGGUUCCCGCAACGGCGUCGUUUGCAUUUCAAACAUCUCCAAAACCGAUGUCUUGUUAUUCAAUCCUGUUACAAAAUCGCGUCGUAAGCUUCCUUCCCCUCAAAUCCCAAUUCCCAAACUCAAUAUAACGGUGUUCGGGUUUGGAUACGACAGCAAGAACGACGAUUACAAGGUUUUGAGGAUUGUUCAGGGGCUUGGAAAAAUUGAGGAUUCCAAUAAUAAAGCUCAAGUGUAUAGUCUGAACAGCAAUUCAUGGAGAUGUGUCCAAGGUUUGCCAUACAGUCUUUAUUAUGGUAUUUAUGACGGUGUUCUUUUUAACGAGGCUUUACAUUAUGUCGUUACACAUGAAUCUGAAUCCAUGUUUAUUGCCACUUUUGAUCUUCGGACUGAGGGUUUCUCACGUAUCGAUUACCCGAAUUAUAAAGACAAAUUUCAUAGUGAAUCAGUGUUUACAUUGACAGAAUUAGGUGGGUGUUUGUGUCUGUUUAUUAAUUGUCAUAAAUAUAAAUGUGAUGCUGAUCCUGAUGAAAUGGUCGAAUCUGAAUCUGAUGAUGAUGAGGAUGAUGACUUGGAUGAAUACUUGGAUGCUAGAGUACUUGAACAGUUUGAUUUCUGGGUAAUGAAGGAGUAUGGAAACAAAGAGUCUUGGGUUAAGUUGUUUAGUAUUUGCAAGCCAUGGAUUAUUGGGAGUUCUAAAUUUAUUAGGCCUGUUGUUUACUCCAAAGAUGGGAGAAGAAUUUUGUUAGAGAUAGACAACUCGAGGUAUUGUUGGUACGAUUUGGAGUCCGGAAAUGUUGAAAGAAUCACAGUCAGUGGGCUGCCAAAGGGAAAUUGCUUGACCGGGACUUCUAUGGACAGCCUUGUCUCCCUCGAAGAUAAGAUCCUUUCGGAAAAGGAAACCUUGCCAAGGAAGAACAAGAAAAAAGUUGUUGAUAAUUUUCUGUCUACCGGGUUCAAGCUGAGGUUAUGACCUUAUUGAAGAUGCCACUAAUGGGAGUUUGGUUCAGGAUGUGCAAUCAUGGUGUUCCAGACUAUACGUGGACUGAAUUGGUGAUCGAUACAAGGAUGAAGAUGAUUGGUUUCAAGUUGAUGGUGAAUUUUGCAGUAUCUUUUUUGGUUAGAUUAGUUUAGUUUGUUAUGGCAUUAGUGAAAACUGAAAAGGUCGAACACUUUUUUUUUUUUGGUAAAUAAAGGAUUAUAUUAAAUCCAAAACAGAAGUUUAUUGUAGCUGGUUUGCCCUUGUGGAUUUUCGGUUUUAUUUGGUCUUGCCACUUUAUCUAUUUAAAACAUAAGAUUGUAAGCGAAUAGUUCACUCAUGAAGUUAUGCUUAUGCUAUGAGCUUGGGUA
Messenger RNA from Spinacia oleracea (spinach), 1777 nucleotides. RefSeq names its product F-box protein CPR1-like. Lineage: Eukaryota; Viridiplantae; Streptophyta; Magnoliopsida; Caryophyllales; Amaranthaceae. Gene Ontology annotation, molecular function: protein binding. The transcript has 3 exons. The record is from RefSeq and is a predicted model, not a curated record. Bases 150 to 1400 code for a protein of 416 amino acids.